Molecule: messenger RNA, 967 nt
Organism: Oreochromis aureus
Lineage: Eukaryota; Metazoa; Chordata; Actinopteri; Cichliformes; Cichlidae
Product: hemicentin-1-like
Exons: 6
Coding region: 1-846 (281 amino acids)
Source: RefSeq, a predicted model, not a curated record
AUGAAGGUGAACAUCUUCUGCUGCCUGUUAGUCUGCACUCUGGGCUCUAAUGUCACUGCAGGUUUAACCCAUGAAGGACUUAAGGAGGGGACACAGGUCAGUCUGCGCUGUCCUCACUCUGUGGAGGGUAAUGUGAGGUGGAGCAGAGAGAGUGGAGGAAGCAGAGCUGACAUACUUACAGCUGAUGGAGGCGGGGUCAUAAAACACAUCAAUGAUCCACAGAAACGAUACAGUUCACUGGCUGAUCGAUCUCUGAUCACCCUCAGAGCUGCUCUCUCAGACUCUGGCAGAUACUUCUGUAACCAUGAAGCAGCUGUGGAGCUGACAGUGAUCCCAUCAGGAACUAAAAUAGUGAGUGUUGCAGAGAGGAGCAGCAUCACUCUGAACUGUUCUCAUCAUGUUGGAGGAUCAGCUGUUCCCACAUGGAGCAGAGACUCUGGAGAAAUAAAUGAAGGAAGGAUUUCUGUUUCCACUGAGGACAAAACAUUAAGUAUAAGAGAAGCUGAGCCUGCUGACUCUGGACUGUACAACUGUGAUGGAAAACCAGCUGUUUAUCUGAAUGUGACCAAAGGACAGAGAUCUGACAGAGAUAAUGAAACAACCUCAGCAACAAUAACUACAACAGUUACUCAUCAGCCAGCAGAGACAUCUGCUCCGUCAGCCAACCAUCAUCUGUUUGUCUUAGGGAUCCGAGCCCUUGCUGUCUUCGUCUGCAGCCUUGUUCCCGUCAUCAUUUGCUUUAUUUGGAGACAAAAGUCUAAAAGACGAGGGAAUGACAAACAGCUCCACGUCUAUGAUGAGACACCAGCUGGAGCAGAACUUCAUGUUAUAAAUGGUGAGACGUGAGAGUGAAGCAGCUGUGAUUGAUCUAAAGCUGAGCCCCACACUUUCAUCUUUGCUUCGGUUACACUUACAGUCUGUGUAUUAUUGCACGAUCUACUGUACAAUAUAAAGCGCCUUGAGGGGA